This is a messenger RNA of Pseudo-nitzschia multistriata, 7922 nucleotides long. The record is from the annotation of a GenBank genome assembly. Lineage: Eukaryota; Bacillariophyta; Bacillariophyceae; Bacillariales; Bacillariaceae.
CGCAACGAAUCAUCCAUCGAUCCAAACAAUCGACAAUACACUGCACACACAUGGCUGCUACCUCUGCCGUCCGAGAGUAGGUUGCCUUACCGUACGCAACAACGACCAUGUCGUCCACGAGACAGACCAAACGCAAAAGAUCCAAGGCCGGAUCCCCCGCUCCCUCCCGGGCAGCGGAAGCGCCCGCAACACAAGCUAGAGAAACAGCCACCGCGACGGCACCGGCUGUGCCGAAACCAGCCGCAGCGACGGCGCCAGCAACAACAGCAACAGCAACGGCAACAGGAGCAACGGCAACACCGAACGGAUCCAAAAUGCCGGAACCCCGAUCCGCCGAGAAGCGAAAAGGGACCGGCUCCCCGCCAAACGAAGCUGUGUCAGGGUCCGAAACCGCAGCAGAAGCAGCAGCAACAGCAGACGGCUCCUCGUCCAGCCAGGACGGAACAUCGACCCGGAGGCAGGCGCUGCACAUUGCCAACGAGGCCACCGGAAGCGACGAGACCAACGGAAGCAGCGACGGCCUGGGGGAACUGCAGAGGCUGAGGGACCUGGCCUCGCACCGGAAGAUGCUCCUGCGACGCGUCAGGGCCUGCAGGAAGUCUGCGGAGAAGCGCAUCGGGGACAGAACAAACACUGCCAGGGGGGACAACAAGAACAGCAGCAGCAUCACUAGCAGCAACACCAGCAGCAACAGCAUCACCAACAACGCCAGCGGCGGUUCAAAGGACACAGAGCAGCCACUAGGCGAUCCGAAAGCCUCCGCUGCCGCCUCGGACGACCGGGAAAUCGCCGCCUUUCGGGCGAUGACCGAGGAAGCGGAAAGGGCCGACAAGAAGGCCAGGGAAAAGGACGGCGGGACGAAAAAGAGGACCUCCCUUUCCCUGCGGCGGGGAUCCCACGUGGGGAAGCGGAUGAACUCGGCGCUCUCCUCGCUGGCCCCCGGCUCCCUGGCGGCCACGGCGGCGGGGGUGGGAAGCGGAACCGGGACGGAACCACCUUGCACGGAGGCCGCCGCGAGGGCGAGGGCAAGCACCCCCAAGGCCGCGGGCCCAGCGGCCGUCUCCAGGGCCCCCCACCCUUCCUCCGGGACCGCACCGCCCCCCACCAAGGCGGCCGCCCCGAAACCGGUGGGCCGGCCCCCUUCCUCGGUUUCGAGGACUUCCUGGGCCACCGCAAGGGUGGCCCAGGCGGGACCCCCCCGGUCCUCGGGGAAGCCGGGCAGCGGCAACGGGAGGCCCGAUGCCCCGGCGAGGGGCCGGCCCCCGGGCACCAAGGCCCCCAGGGCCUCGAACAAGUCGGCGGUUCCCGCGGGCCAGGCCCACUCGCUGGCGGCCCGAAAGGCCGCCCCCGUUCCGCGGGCGGGGGGAUCCGGCCUCGGCCCCCACGCCUCCUCCAAAAAACAACAGCAGCAACAGCAGCAGCAGCAACAACAACAACAGCCGCAGGCGCCGAGGGUGGACUUUCCCGAGGCCAUUGCCCUCCGCGAGAAGCGGGACCGGAUCGAGCGGAGGCUGCGGUCCGUGCUGCUGGAGCAGCAGCGCACGCAGCGACAGCCGCAGGCCCCCUUUGGCCGCUUUGGGUCCCUGCGGGGCAGCGAGGCCCUUCCGCCCCAAACGUCCGUCCUCGACGACGAGGCUUCCCGGCGCAAGGCCCUCCCCAUGGCAGGAAUGACAAAGCAAGCCCCCAAGCCCGCCAAGGCCGUUGGGAGCCUCCACAACUGUACAAAGAACAACAAAKGCAUCGCCGCUGGGAACACGAUCGGUGGCACAACCACCGGAAGCGGGAGUUGCGCCCAUUCGAUCCUUGGCCUGGAGAUCCCUCCCCCGGUGCAGCUGCCGGCGAGGCGGAAAACCCACUGGGACACGGUGCUGCAGGAAAUGUCCUGGCUGGCCUCGGAUUUCAUGGAGGAACGAAAGUGGAAGCUCUCCGCCGCCCGCCUCCUGGCGUCGAGGGUUCCUUCCAGCGGACCGUCCGCUGGCGACCGGCGAAAGAGGCCGCUGCCGGACGGAAGGGGGGCCGCCGAAACCUCCGCUUCCACCCCGAUGGAGAUCGAUGCGGCGGCCGGGAACGAAAGGGGAGACGGCAUGGAAAGCGGCGAACCACACGCCCCCGGAGAAGAACCCCCGCCCGAAACGGGCAGGGAUUCCAAGCGGGCCUACAGGGACCCCACGCAGGGGGAUCGGGAGGCUUCCCGGUCCGCGGGCAAGCUGCUCUCGUGCAUGGUUUCGGGACUGGGCCGCGCCCUGGCCGAGGGGGGAUCCCUCGGGGCCUCCGACUCGCACCAGCACGCCGCCCUGGAGCGGUACUUCCGUUCCCGGUCCGAGAUCCUCGGGGAAGCCCACCCCUCGGUCGCAACCGCAGGGGCAACCGCAAGCGCAACCGCGGGGGAUGCCUCUUGCGGAAAGGGGGCGGGGGCAGCGGAGAAAAAACCCGAAACCGGCCGGGCCGACACUUCGAGCUCUGGUGGCGAAGCAGACCCAUCCACCGUCGACGAGUGGCUGGACCACUGCCACUCCCUCGGCGGGUCGAGGCACAAGAUUUCCGCAAAGGAAACCUCGAGGGCCCUCUCGUCCGGCAAGACCAAGCUGGGCACAAAGCAAAGGGAAAUGCUCGAGUUUGUCGACAAGCUGUGGUCCGGGACUCCUUGCGCGGGGGCCCUGGUCACCGGCCCGUCGGUCUCGGGGAAGACCUUUGUUUCCGCCACCCUGGUCUGGAAGCAGCGAUCGAACGGGUUCCAGGUCGUGGUAUGCCCCUCGGGCAGCCUGGUGCGUUUCGUGCGAAUCUUUUGUCGUUUUUGUGUGGAAACAGCUUGUGUGAAACCAACCGCUCGUGUGGCGUUGUGUGUGCGUGUGUGUAUAGUAUAUGCAUUCCAUUCAGAAUCUUAUUCCUCACCACGCAUCUUGUUUUCCGUUUGUUUGUUGCCAUGUUUGCAUCCGCACGCGUUUCGUUUCGUUUCUUUCCAACUCUUAGAUUCGCUGGAAGCACGAGUUGAACCGGUUUUCGAACCUUCGUGUUCUCACAUUCGGCUUGACCGGGGGCAUCAGCAAUCCCAGUGGCGAGAGCAACGUCGAAACAAUCGAAUCGGGGGACGUGAUUCUUUGCGAGUACGGCUCGGUUCACCCGAUGAAGAAUGCUCUGUACAAAAUGGGCUCGUCUCCCUUCUCGGUAGUGGUGGACCUCCGCCACUUUUUUGGCCUCCGCAGGUCGCUCGGAGGAAAGGCGUCCGCGGGGAGAGACAUCAACGAUUUCCCGUCCGAAAUCAAAUCGAGGAGCUGGUGGGGAGACGUGGUUGCCCUGGUCGAGAAACGGGACACGCGGUGCCUUCUUCUCGAAUACCAGGACGACGGGGACCCGCUCUCUCUGUCGGAAUGCGGCAUCGGGGAAAAAGAGCAGAUUGGCAUUCUGGCACAGAGAGCGGCGUGCAUCAUAGGACCGGCGGCGUUUGCCUCCGCGUCGCAUUCCGUGCAGCGAGAGGCCAUCGCAUGGGCCCGCAAGAAAGGAAAGAAGGACAUCACCGACAAAUUGUUGCGCGUGAGGAAGGUCCUGGGCGAUGCCAUCGAUCCGAUGUGUUUCCAUCUGGCAAAACCAAUCGUUUCCCCCAUGGAUUCUAAGUGGGAGCUCCGCCGGUGCGGGAUGACCACCUCUCAGCGCGAGGAAUACGACAGGUGUUGUUUGGAGGUUCGGGGGGCUCUGGCUUCGACGCUGUGCGGAGAAUCGGAUUCCGAUACGCGCGGCUACUCCUCUUUCGUGGUAUCGAGCGCUCUUUUUAGUUUGAGACAACACUGUUUCUACUCUCCGAAGCUUGCGAUCCGACCACACUCUGCGUUGUACGACAAAGCUGGCAGGAUUCCUCGUGUGCGCGACGGACUCUUCUCGGCUUCGGGCGCCGGGGGAACGAGCUCCGUUGUCAAUGUGUCCCAGCCGGACGCCUACAACGCUCUGUCGAUUCUCAACAGCUCCACCAAACUGCAGCAGCUUGUUUCGAUCCUAGUGAUUGAAGGGGAACAUCACAUCCAGAUUCAAGGAAACGCCGAUGAGAUGUUUUUCAAGAUGGGGAUGAUACCCACACCAUUAUGGGCUAAAAACAGGAAAGAUGCGAAGGAAGCCAAAAAAGUUGUGAUCCUAGCAGCUCUCCCGGGCAUUCAACACGUAGUCUCUGCGCUAUUGGAUUCGUUGGGGAUUCAAAACGAAUUGUUGGGCAUGCCUGGCAUGUCUGUAAACCACAGCGACUGCGACGAGACCAAAUUCUCGAAUCCGGACAAUUGCACGAAACAACGCAACGCCAUUGCAUGGGCCAAGUCCCAAACUAUCUUGUCUGCGUUUGUAGGUGAGAAUGGUCGUAGAAAGACAGAUGUGAUCAUUGCAGCACCGGCUGCGUUUUCUGGAGCAAACGACGGCGCCGGGGUUGAAGGUGCCGACAUGAUUAUAUCAUUGGACACCGAUUGGUCGAGGAGAGACGAUUUCAUAAUCGACACCUUGGUCAGACGGCUGUGCGCGAGAAAUAAGUUUUCUGGCAAAGACGAUACAUUGAUCAGACUCGUUUGUGCCGAUUCGGUCGAGGAACAAGUAUUUUUUGACGUUGACGGCGAAAACGAAGCGUGCGAUUGGCCUUUGGAUACCAACGGGUUCUUUACUUUGCCUGACUCUGAGGAAGAAAUCUUGCGAUGUUACAAAGACCCAACGAAAGGAAAUACUUCGCCCUUUCCUGCUACAGGGAUAUUGCGAAAACGAGGCGAUUUGCUUGAAAACGUCCUCCAGUCGUCCGGCAGCCUUCCAUCUUUUUUCGGAUCUGUCGCAAAGUUUCUGCCGAAACGUAUUCCAGUCAACGGCUACAAAGGAAUGGCCGAUGCGGAAACGAUUGGCGAACUUCAGUUUCUGAGAUAUUUUUUGCGGAGCGAAGAAAGAGGUGCGGUCCCCGUGGUUGCGUCAACCACGGUAGCAAAGCGAAUGGUAACUUCAGAAAUUAUACCGGUUGGGUUGACGAGUCGACAAGAUUUGCCGGUGAUCGAGUCACGGUUGUUUUUGGAGAAAUGCCUCCAUGCCAAUACACUCUUAGGAAGCAGCGCCGAAGACAACUCUUCUCUUCACGUACAGCAGCCCCACGUUUCAUUGUUGGCUGGUGGUCAAGCCGCAGAAGAAUCGUUCGUACCCAAGAUUGACGAGAAUCCAUCUGCCUUGCUUUUCUAUGAACCCGGGCCUGGCUCGCCAAAGAACACCAACAAGGCUUCUCAGGGGCGGUACAAUGCCUUUGCGAAAGUGUUCAGCAAAAGUUGGAACGGAGUUUCGGUUAGAGAUGGAAAUCAAGGUUGCGAACCACUCGUCUUUUUUCCUCCUCUGUUUCCAUUGCUGGAAGAAUCGUCGAAGAAAGCAAGAAUCGAGUAUUUAUCGACUCCAAAGGCGAAUGAAAUUGGGUUGAACAACAAUGAAGAAAACAGUACCGCUCUGAAGAGAAAGGACCGUGAUUUCGAAACGACCGAGAACGAUGUCAAAGGCGAUAGAAAACGACCAAAGACACAGUCUUCAGCAGCGCACAUCACAAAUGGGCACGCAGAUGUGGUUUCUUCUAGUGGCAUCUUUGUAAAAGAAUCAUCGGCAGAACCUAAAACCAGCGCAGUUGACCAAUUGGAAAAGAAAAAUAAGAACGCUGAUUUGACCAAGAACAAAAAGGAAUUUAAAGACAGUGGGGCAAAGGAUUCGCGUUUCAUUUUGCCUGAAGAUGAUUUUGGAUUGCUAGGCACCGGGGCCUUCGCAAGACCGAUUGAUAUUGUUUCGUCUUCAGCUCGUGAUCCACGACCUAAUUGCUCUUCUCUAUCACAUAGCAAUGAAUACGAUUGCGUUUCAUACCAAAUGCCUUGCGACGCUGAAGAAGCUAACAAAUCAGCCAUGGACGUGAUGGAUGAAGGUAUGAACUCGGUGAUUCUUUUCGUCAAGAAACGACCACGGUCUUCGCAAUCCCCAUAUAAGAAUGGUCAAGGACUAUCCAAUAUAACUCCCUUGUCAAUUAAUAGUAGAAUUACAGGGGAUGAAUCAGGGAAGAAAAUGAGGAAAAAGGGAUCUCAAGGAAAUGCAAUUUCGACUCCGACUGCUUUCACAAGACUUCCUACCAAAGCAUCUAGCGCCAACAAUCAAAUGUUAUCUAGAGUUUCAUCAACAGCCUCAAAGCAGGUGAAAGGCGACUUCCGUCACAGACUACUUGCUUCAUUGAAAGCAACAGGUGUAACACUAUUUGAUUCGAUUCCAUACAAAAAAGCAGGGUUGCGAGUAGAAGAAAGGAUAUCAAAACGCCUGGAAAUAUUGAUGUGGAAAUCUACUCUUGCUAUGGAUUUAGGACCUGGUUUACCAAUACAACUCGCAGAGAAGUUAUAUUCCAUCGACAAAGACCAGAACAACGGUCUUGACGGCUGGGCUAGCAUUAUACAACAGCCGAAGGAUGGAGCAAGUACAGGUGACCUUGCAAUAUCGCAGUCAAGUAUGCAAAGACAGGCGUUCAAAAGAUCUCUGGUAUCGCCUCGAUGCGUUGACUUCGGUGUGUUUGAGGUCGGGUAUUUGGGUUCGCCAUCAGGAAUGACAGCUAUAUCUGCAGCACAUUCUCGCGUUGGAGUAUCUUUGCCUAUGGGCGUAAAGGUUAUGCAGCCAACUGAAGAUCAGAUAAAGCAUUCAACAUGGAAGGUUGGGGAUGAUAAAAUCCUCCAACAUACGGCCAACAAAUUCGGAAUGAAUUGGUUGCUUGUUGCUAGCGCAAUGAGCGGUUUCGAACGUGCAAUUAUCAAUACAAAUUCUUCCGGUGAAGACCAAAUUGUACCCUCGAUCCCAAAGUCUGCGCGACAAUGUCGUGAUCGGUGGCAACUUCUUGUAAAGCGCCAACCUUCACUCGCAAACGAAGUUAGACGGAAGGAAGUUCUUUUCCAUCAACGCGCUUUGUCACGAUUCUGGGCAGUUGAGAGGUUUGAUGAUUUGAAUAAGGUAGAAACUCAAAUGCUCUCGACACAGGGUGUGAGCGUGUUUUGUAAAUCUUCCGAUUUUCUAAAUCCAACUGAGACGAUUCAAUCCAUAGCAGAUACAGAUAUGUCUGGUGUCGAUCAGCAAAAAGAUUUAGCAAAAGUUUCGAGUGAUGUUCCAACAAAGUCCAGCUCGAUCGAUUCUCCAAGAAGUACAGUUGACAAGAAAGAUGACGAGAUUCCUAAUAAAGACAUAACUGGUCAUGUUUUACAAGACGUUGGAAUGACUGAUGCUUUUCCACCAAAGAAAAGUGAGCCAAAAAGACGAACAUUUUCGGCAAUCAAGAUGGCCAGAUCAAGAAGACAGGUAUUUCCAAUCACCAUUCCUGGUAUCGACAUGGGUGGGAACCAAGCCGGCCACCCUGUCCCAUCUCAUCCAUCCCACAUGCAGUCCGUUCAGAUGUCUGUCACCGCCCAUCUCGCGAGUGGAAGAACUGAAAUGUGGCCUCUUCAAAUAUUGGAUCUCGCGGAUAGACAAAGAAGCAAUGCUGCACGUGCAAUGCAUCCAACUGCUCAUAGCAACCAUCCCCGUCACCACCAAUCUGGUCCAUCCUAUCAGCAUAGACCACAACAUCCCUCGAAGUCUGGGGCUGUUCGAACUUCUGUUGGAUAUUCUCCUGGACUAGCAAAUAAUGUGGUCUCAAGGUCGGUGAAUCCUUCUGUGCCGCCACGGCACCAGCAUCGAAGUCCCUCGGUAGCGGCAGUAACUGCACAAGCAUAUGUUCCGCCACAAACCAACUCCAAUAUGACGGCAAAAAAGAAUGAUAACAAGAAGCUAUCAAGCAAAGCUAACCCCAAGAAUGGGUAAGAAAAUUGUUAGACUUGUCCUUUCUUUUUUGCUUCGAGUCAUCGAAAUCAUGAAUGAAACAGAUUCCGCUAAUGUAAAUAAUAAUGUAAGAAGAGUAAUAGAGAUAAACAGAUAUU